Sphenostylis stenocarpa is the source of this 249-nucleotide messenger RNA. Lineage: Eukaryota; Viridiplantae; Streptophyta; Magnoliopsida; Fabales; Fabaceae. The record is from the annotation of a GenBank genome assembly.
AUGGACAUGGACAUUGGUGAUAGAUAUAUUAGCAUUUCACAACCAAAGGAAGGAGACCAAGACUUUGGAGAUGGAGACCAACCCAAGGAAACGGACAUGAACAUUGGUGAUAGAGAUAAAUACACUAGUGACAUGGGCCAAGCUAAAGAAUAUGAUAACAUUAUACAAUCACUGAAUUCAUCGAUCAGGAAACGAAGGGCUUCAAGAUUUCUAAAGUUACCGGUUCCUAAAGGUUGUCAAAAGCACUAA